CCCUCUGAACAUAAGCCCUCAAAACCUUCCACUGAAAAAAACUCAAAAUCCACUAAGCAUUCCCAAAAUGUCUUAUGUCCAUCUGAAAUUGCACAAGAUACCUUUUCCUUAUUUUCUGUCCUGAAAUGACGAUUUUCUCUGGUUUCAAGCAAAAUAAAGUUUUUUUUACUAAAAUUAAGCUCUUUUUCAUUUUAUGUUACAAAUAAAUCAUAAUUUAUUUCAAUAUUUCAUUAAUUUUUGGCAUUUUUUGUUAAGAUUUUGCCAAUUUGUAUAUAAUUUUGUAUCCUCAAAUGUCCGUCCUUAAAUGUCCGUCCUCAAAAAUCCGUCCUCAAAUGUCCGUCCUCAUAUGUCUGUCCUCAAAAGUCCGUCCUCAUAUGUCUGUCCUCAAAUGUCCGUCCUCAUAUGUCUGUCCUCAAAUCCGGCAAUAGCUGCUUUACUUGUCCAAACUCCUUUCUUGGAAGUUGAAGUUGGGGAACUAAUAUUUGACGGAUAUGCUGACCCUUUUAUUGAUCAAGUUUGUUCGUUGCCGUUUGUUAAUUUUGUUUGUGAACAAAUACUUGAAUUGCCUGACAGAAUUGGGCUUUUUUAUAAGAAAAAUGGUACGUCAACCGGUGUUUUUGAAGUGGAAGAUGGACACAAAGAUAAUGGAGAGAGUUUGGGAAGAAUAAUUACAUGGAACAACGGGACAUCUUUGCCUGAAAGUUGGUGGGAAUCGCCACAAUCACUUCGAAUUGAAGGAACCGAUGGAACUUUAAUGCCUCCAUAUGUAAGCAAAACUGAUGUAAUACCAGUUUUUGUAGCUGAAUUAACAAUCGAUUUGGUUUUUCAAAAAGAAGUUGAAUAUGCUGGGGUACCUCUCUAUCGUUUUAUAAUGCCAAAAGAUGCCUGGGAUUGGAAUUUGCCGUCAAAUAAGGGAUUUUGUAAAUCAAAAACAGGAAAGAGAAUAUUUAAAGAACAAAAUUCUGAUUGUUUACCUGUUGGAAUGUUGGAUGUUAGUAGAUGUCAAAUUGGAGAGCCUCCAAUUGUUAUUUCUCAACCAAAUUUUCUUUAUUCUCCAAAUUAUGUUCAGCAAUCUAUUGAAGGCAUUCAAUUCCCACCAAUUCAAGAACGUGACCAAAUUGAGAUUGAUGUAGAGCCUAGAUUGGGUACAAUAAUUCAAGCACAUCGAAGAUUUUUGAUAAGUAUAUCUAUGUGGAAAGGAGCUAAUCUUUCUUUGAGUGAACUUGUCAAUUUUCGUAGCAGCGUAGUUCCUGUGCUUGAAAUUGAUGAAUAUAUUCAUGUGGAUGAUGACAGUCUCGAUUUGAUAAAAACAAAACUUCUUUUGGUAGAAAAAUCAGCUCAAGUUGGUUCAAUCUGUUUUAUGGCUAUUUCUUUAAUGGUGAUAUCUGCUGUUUUGGCUUUUGUUUUUUACAGGAAAUGCCGUCGUAGCAGAUCCACUAAAAGGCAUCUUUCAAAUGGACGUGCCAUUAUUUCCCCAACUCCGUUAGCUAUUCCAAAUGGCCAUCAAACAUUUGUCCAAUCUAGUUUUUGACGUUUUUUAAGUAUUUUUAAUUGCCUUGUUUCAUUUGUAUUGUCGCUCAAAAAAAUAGACUUUUAGUUUUUUAGAUCUUAUUUGAAAACAGCAAAUUAGUGGAGGGUUAUAUUACGUGGGCGAUCAAUUCCUUUCGAGAAGCUGAGUUCCUUUUAUCUGGAAGACGAAAACUUACAGAGAUGUAGGCUCCUGAAAAUUGAAAAACCAUAAUUUUAGGAGUGAAAAAUUCAAUUCAAGCUGAUGUGAGUCGAAUGGUACAAAAAUCAACGUGAUCUGACUUGGUAGGGCCGAGUUACAGGCCCACGCGCAUUGAAACCUCAUAGGUGUGAUUAGUGGUCAGAAAUUCGAGUAUGCAAAUAUUAUUUGAAGGAGCUUGUCGCUCAUUUGAUGGAGCUUGUCGAGCCGAGUCGAAUGAGCUAUAAGGUAAAAAAAUCGAAUUUUUCACC
Molecule: messenger RNA, 1977 nt
Organism: Meloidogyne enterolobii
Lineage: Eukaryota; Metazoa; Nematoda; Chromadorea; Rhabditida; Meloidogynidae
Source: the annotation of a GenBank genome assembly